Molecule: messenger RNA, 450 nt
Organism: Parnassius apollo (apollo)
Lineage: Eukaryota; Metazoa; Arthropoda; Insecta; Lepidoptera; Papilionidae
Source: the annotation of a GenBank genome assembly
AUGAAAGUCAUGGGGCAGAUAAUCGCCUGGUCAGCCCGUGAUGAAACUUUGCACACCAAUUCAAUUAUUAUGUUAUUUAAUACAUUUAUUAAAGAGAAUAAUGAAAUUUGGGACAACGAGUUUAAAGAGGAAUUAUAUUCUGCAUGCCGCACUAUUGUUGAGCUUGAGGACGAAUUCAUAAAGCUUGCCUUUGAUUUAGGAGAUGUUAAAGGACUAUCCGCAGAAGAAGUGCGCAAUUAUAUACGCUACAUAGCAAACAGACGGUUAAUGCAAUUAGGUCUUGAUUCCACAUAUGAUGUCAAUGAUAAUCCUAUUCCACAGCUUGAUGAAAUACUAAAUGACGUUGAACAUACAAAUUUCUUUGAAAAUAGAGUAACAGAGUAUAGUCGUGCAGCAAUUCAAGGCACAUGGGAGGAGGCUUUUACUGAAAACGACACGAAUAAUAGGUGA